UACAAUUCCAGUCCACUGGAGCCCGCCAUUGGGGUUUGACAACAGAUAUAUCCCGCCAUUUUUAACGGUAAAACUUCAAAAAAAGUUUACACACGCGCGAAAGUAAUUUUAAAAAUAAAUUAGAUUUAUUAGCAAAAUUAGAGGAAUACUGAAUUUCUAUAUUUAUUUAUAAUAUGGCAUUUAAGAAAAAGAAUGGACGAAAUCUUAGUGUGUUGACAUUUUUUAUUUUUUUGUGGAUGACCGAGGCAAAGUUGUCGCAAGAUAAUAAAACGCAUUUGCCAGAACCUAAAAGUUCGCCAAAGUUAAGUGACGGAGCGUCGCUGGUGUUUGCUGAUGAAUUCAAAGUUACACUCGAGAGGUAUCUCUUCGGAAUAUGUCCGCAGAGCUUUAAGUUUCGUUGGUCUCAGAUGGCAGUCACCGUGAAGGGGAAGAAUACGACCACAGUCGGAUGUGAUUUGGACACAGACCAACAGGAUCUGGCGGGAAGAUUAGCGACAUUAGCGUUACGAGCACAUUCGGCCGCUCGGUCGGAUUGCUCGCGACUGGGAGCCGCGCUCGCCAACACGCUCGGCGAACUCGCGCGCACCGCCGCCAACAGGCACGCCAUGUCCGCUGCAGCAGUAAACGAAGCGAAUAAGAAACGUAAACUAUCGAAGAGUCAAAAGGCAAAGAUCCAAGCAAAGCAACGAACAGCGCUCGCUGUGAAAAAGAAAGCCGCAGCCGCCGCAGCUGCAGCCGCCGCUAAGAUGGCGUCAUAACCUCUAAAUACACGAAAUAAAACACAAUUAUUAAAAAAUCUUGAUGUUUUUAUUUAAAACUAUCAGUCGCUCGGGACAAAUAUAUAGCCUGUUACUGACAAAUUACUUUUCUAACGGUGAUUUUUUUUUAAAUCAGCUCAGUAGUUUUUGAAUUAUUUCAAUA
This is a messenger RNA of Papilio polytes (common Mormon), 921 nucleotides long. RefSeq lists its product as uncharacterized. The transcript has 5 exons. The coding region runs from base 174 to 758 and encodes 194 amino acids. The record is from RefSeq and is a predicted model, not a curated record. Lineage: Eukaryota; Metazoa; Arthropoda; Insecta; Lepidoptera; Papilionidae.